CCCCAUAAAAUUCGUGUGUCUAAAAACCCAAUCUUCUCUUUCACUCAAUCUCCCUAACCAUUUUUCUCAUUCACCACCACCAUCACAAUUUUCAACUACACAACAGAGGAAGAAGAGAAAACAACACGUGACAAAUCCGAAAGAUUCAUCUAACAAUAACAUUUAGUUGUCCUUUUUUACAUAUAUCAUUUAAAUGUUAAGUAAAUUAAGACAAAAAGAGUUCAUAUCAUUCAGCUGUGAUCAACCUAAAUUUGUUUCGGGAUCAAAGGUAUCCUGAAAGGAAGGAUUGAUGAUCAAAUGUCAGGGCAGCGACAAACGCUAGCCGGAUUAACACUUGACGACGUCUUAGCAAAGCAGAAAGCAUUUUACCACUCACAAUCCAACACCAAAACCCUCCUUGAUAUCCUCAAAGACGACGUCUCCUUCAACAAGAACCGCAAGUCUUGGAAAGCAUUCAAGGACACCCUUCUGCUAAAGCGUUACGGCUCUGCUUGGACUCGAAUUCCCACUUCCGACAUUCCCAUCUCAUUCUGCCGCCGCACCUCUCUCAAACACUUUCAAUCCAUGGCUGACAACACCGACAACCUUGAUGAAGUCCCAGCCUUACCUCCCCCUUCACUCGCAGCCAAGCCCACCUUCUCCCGCCGGAGUUCCACCCGCUACAGCUCCCCGUCCGAGGUCACAUUCACCGCUGGCGAUCCCACGGAGCCGGCCCCUGCCGGCAGCGCGCUACUCCGGCCUCAGCUUUCGCGACGGAACUCCUCCGGCAUGGUGUCGGAGCCAUUCCGGAAGGGCCGCGUGGUGACGUUCCGGGACAACAUGGACGACGAGGAGCAGGACGAGGAGGACGGGUCACGUGCGGAUGGCAGCAGGACACUAUCAGCAAGAGAGGCGGUUGCGGCACAGGAGGCGGCGGAGGCGGCUGCUGCAGGGGAGGUUGUUGGAGAGGGAGAGGAAGACGAGGGGGCACAGCCGGUGAUGAUGUCACUGAUGGACUUGUUGGAGGAGACUGACAGAGAGAUGGGGCUUGAAGGAUCGAGGUACAUUCUGAGUGAUGAAGAGGAUUUUGAUGAGGACGAGGAAGAUGAGGAUGGUGAUGGUGAUGAUUUGGAAUACACGUGCUCAGUGUGCAUGGUGAGGCAUAAGGCUAAUGCUAUCAGCCGCUGUGGCCACUCAUACUGCAGGAUGUGCUCUAGGGAACUCAUGGCUGGCAAAGGCAACUGCCCUCUCUGCAACAAUUUCGUUGUUGAGAUUCUUGACAUCUUUUGAAUCCAUCUCUUCUCCAUCUCUGCUUCACUUCGGAACCAAUUAUUUUUCUUUACUUC
Messenger RNA from Arachis ipaensis, 1325 nucleotides. RefSeq names its product RING/U-box superfamily protein. NCBI's taxonomy places the organism in Eukaryota, Viridiplantae, Streptophyta, Magnoliopsida, Fabales, Fabaceae. The record is from RefSeq and is a predicted model, not a curated record.